Knipowitschia caucasica is the source of this 3144-nucleotide messenger RNA. Lineage: Eukaryota; Metazoa; Chordata; Actinopteri; Gobiiformes; Gobiidae. The record is from the annotation of a GenBank genome assembly.
AUGCGGGGAGAGGAGUCGUCGGAUUCGGACAGUGGGAGGAUGGAGGAGAGCUCGGCCCGGCGCAGUCUGGAAGCGCUCUGUCAGGAGCUCAAUCUGGACGAACACACGGCGACAGAGGCCAUGGAGAACUUCACCGCCAUCUGCAACACCUACACGCUGGAGGGGGAGGUGGUGCACUGGCUGGCCUGUGCGCUGUACGCUGCGUGUCGGAAAGGCUCUGUUCCCACUGUGGGCAAAGGCCUGAUGGAGGGAAACUGUGUGUCUCUGACCCGGAUCCUGCGCACCUCUAAGCUCAGCCUGAUCCAAUUCUUCUCAAAGAUGAAGAAGUGGUCGGACAUGUCAAACCUGUUGCAGGACUUCAGGUUGAGGAUGGACCGUCUGGAGAGGAACUUUGAGGUUUCCACUGUGAUUUUCCGGAAGUUUGAGCCUAUUUUCAGGGAUAUGUUCCAGAACCCACUGGGAGGCGAGCCUCCGCGGCAACCACGCAGCCGCAAACACAGGAGGAUCCCCUGUCACAUCAGUGAUGUGUUCAAGUUCUGCUGGACAUUGUUUGUAUACACCAAAGGUAACUUCAGUAUGAUCGGCGAUGACCUGGUGAACUCCUAUCAUUUGCUUCUCUGCUGUUUGGACUUGGUGUUUGGCAACGCUCUGCUUUGUUCAAACAGGAAAGAUCUCAUCAACCUGACAUUCAAGGGUCUCCCGGCUCAGUACAGACUGGACGGGCCUCUGGUAGACGAGCCGCCGCCCUGCGUCCUGGACAGACUCUGUGAGCUCCAUGACGGAAUUGUGGUGGAGGCCAAAGGCAUCAAACAACACUACUUCAAACCCUACAUCGAGAAGCUCUUUGAUCGACGGAUCCUCAGAGGAAAUGAGGACUAUCUGACUGACAUGUUGGACCCUCACAACUUCAUUGAUAACAAUAAAGCCAUAAAUCGAGAGUAUGAAGAGUACGUGUUGACGGUGGGAGAUUUUGAUGAGCGCGUGUUUCUCGGAGCUGACGCCGAUGAGGAAAUCGGGACGCCCAGAAAAGCAGUUCUCGAACCCAUUCAGCUUCAACAACGUGUGGAGAAGUCCGGCUCACUGGCUCCCUCCACGCCUCUGACGGGCCGAGUUUACCUGAAGGAGAAGGACUUGCUGGUCACCCCGGUCUCAUCUGCCACUCAGAGCGUCACCCGUCUGCAGAGUAUGGUGGCCCGUUUGAGGACAGCCCCCAGCGAAACCCUCACACAGAUGUUCAAGUCCUGUACCAGAGAUCCCACUGAGUCCAUUUUCGCUCGCGUCAAAAGUUUGGGACAGACUUUCAAAGAGCAUUACACCAACGACUCUGAGGACUCCGCUGGCUCGCACAUAGACUUUGCUGAAAAUCGACUGAAGCUGGCCGAAAUCCUCUACUACAAGAUUCUGGAAAAUGUGAUAGUUCAGGAGUCCAAACGCCUGCAGGGAAAAGAUAUGAGCGUCUUGCUGGAGCAGGACAUGUUCCACUGCUCUCUGAUGGCCUGCUGCCUGGAGGUGGUGCUCUUCGCCUACAGCUCGCAGAGGACCUUCCCCUGGAUUAUCAACAUCUUCAAACUCCCGUCCUUCUACUUCUUCAAGGUGAUUGAGGUGUUUAUCCGGGCGGAGGAGGGUCUGUCUCGGGACAUGGUGAAGCACCUGAACUCCAUUGAGGAACAGGUCCUGGAAAGUCGAGCCUGGUCGUCUGGCUCUGCGCUGUGGACCGCUCUACAGGCUGCGGGCAACAAGGUGCCCACCGUGGAGGAGGUGAACUUCUCCUCCAGCCUCGACAGCGGCUCCAGCUCAGGGACCAGCGGCUCAAACCCCACUCAGCCACAGCCGCACCUGCCCAUGGUCGCUCUGUCCCCCAUCAUCCACCCCCGCAUCAGGGAGUUCAGGACCACAAUCGGCAGCACUGUCAAAACUAUCCCCGCCUCUCCUCUGACGGUCCAUGACAGAUACAGCUCUCCUGCAGCAGGAAGUGCAAAGCGGCGGCUCUUUGGUGAUGACCCUCUAUCGUCGGGGACAGCAGCCAAUGGGAGUGUGAUGCCGUCCCCCGCAAAGAGAUUGACAUUUGGAUCGACCAGCACGCUCAAGAUCGCUCCUCAGCCCGCACCAGGGACGAUGGUACUGCAAGGUGUGAACAGUGACCGGACCAUCACCCUGAUCCCAGUGCAACAAGUGAACUCAAACACAGUCACCGCCCACUUCCUGCUCACCACAUCCCCCAGUCGAGUUAACAUGGCCCCUGUCACCACGGACCCUCAGGCAGGUCGGCCGCGGCGCACAGGGUCCCUGGCACUGUUCUUUAGGAAGGUGUACCACUUGGCCAGCGUGCGUCUGCGUGACCUGUGUCUGAAGAUGGACGUGGACUCAGAGCUGAGGGGGAAAGUGUGGACAUGUUUUGAACACGCUGUUGUUCACUGCACAGAACUCAUGAAGGACCGACACCUCGACCAGAUCCUCCUCUGCAGCAUCUACAUCAUCUCCAAAGUGACCAAAGAAGCAAACACCUUCCAGGACAUUAUGAAGUGUUACCGAAGCCAGCCACAGGCCAACAGCCAUGUGUACAGGAGUGUGCUGAUUCGUCGAACUCCCAGAGAGCAGGUGCCAGAUGAGAACAUGGAGGUGGACCCGGCGUCUGGAGGAGAAUCUGGAGAGAAGAGCAGUCAGGGCUCAGAGGCCGACCAAUCAGGAGAGGAGGAGCGUGGGGACCUCAUCCAGUUCUACAACUCUGUGUUUGUGCUGAAGAUGAAGAGCUUUGCCCUGAGAUACGCCAGUCACGACAGCAAGGCAGAUGCUCCUCCGCAGUCCCCGUUCCCCUCAGUGCGCGCUCAGCCUCUGUCUCCCCGGAGGAUUUCUCAAAGACAUUCUCUGUAUGUCUCUCCACAUAAGAACUCUCCCAGCUGUCUGUCUCCCAACUCCUACACCUACCGCAUCAACAGCAGCCCCUCCAAGGAGCUGUCCGAUAUAAACCGAAUGAUCCGACAGGGCUGCGUGAGCCGGAAGAGGGCGUUCAACAUCGACGGCGACGUCACAAUGUCAUCGACGUGCAACUCUCCGAGUAAGAGGGCGUGUCCCGAGAACGGCAGCAGCCCAGACGUCCUGCUAAAGCGGCUGCAGGACGUGGUGUCAGAGCGCCAGAGCCACUGA